Messenger RNA from Callithrix jacchus (white-tufted-ear marmoset), 605 nucleotides. RefSeq names its product late cornified envelope like proline rich 1 (gene LELP1). NCBI's taxonomy places the organism in Eukaryota, Metazoa, Chordata, Mammalia, Primates, Cebidae. The record is from RefSeq and is a predicted model, not a curated record.
UUGAUGAUGCUGCAAUGACCUCACAAGUGGAGGUCAUUGCCCCCAGCCCCACCCCCAGCAUCCUCAAAGCUGGGCAGAGGAACCAGAGGGAAAAUCCACCUUCCCGGGCACAGCGGUACCAUCCACCUCAGUCGACUGCUUGUCAAGUUCACCACCAACACAGAGGGGGCUCAGACAAUCAAGAAACAAUGUCAAGUGAUGAUAAAAGUCAAUCAAAUGAGCCCAAGAAUGAGCCCAAGAAUGAGCCCAAGAACUGCAAUCCCAAAUGUGAACAGAAGUGCGAUUCCAAAUGCCAGCCCAGCUGUUUAAAGAAGCUGCUGCUACGCUGCUCUGAGAAGUGCCCACGGGAAAAGUGUCUGCCACCAACCAAGUGCCCGCCCUGCCCCUCACAGUCCCCUUCAUCCUGCUCUCCCAAGCCCUGUGCCAAGCCCUGUCCUCUUAAAUGCCCUCCUCCCUGCCCGCCUCCCUGCCCUCCCCCAGAGUGAGGCACUGUGGGCAUCACCCCAUCCCACCGCCACUGCCACCUCCACUAUGUACAAUGUGUGGGGCUGGGAACUGAAGCCAUGAACUGACAAGUAAACGUGUUCCUCUGCUGUGCAAGACUU